AUGAAUGCUAAUUUAAAUUACUGUCAUCAGGAGGUAUCUGCAACUGCUCUACUGCCAUAUAAGAAAUAUCUGGCGACAGCACUUCUGCCAUACAAGAAAUAUCUGGUAACUGGUCUUCUGUUAUGCAAGAGGUAUCUGGCAACUGCUCUACUGCCAUACAAGAAAUAUCUGGCAACUGCUCUAUUGUCAUACAAAUGGUAUCUGGCAACUGCUCUACUGCCAUACAUGGAAACUGUUCUACUGUCAUACAAGAGCAACUGUUCUACUGCCAUAAAAGAAAUAUCUGGAAACUACUCUACUAAGAAAUAUCUGGAAACUGCUCAACUGCCAUACAAGAAAUAUCUAGCAACUGCUCAACUGUCAUACAAGAAAUAUCUGGCAACUGCUCAACUGCCAUACAAGAAAUAUCUGGCAACUUAUCUACUGUCAUACAAGAAAUAUCUGGAAACUGCUCAACUGCCAUACAAGAAAUAUCUGGCAACUGCUCUACAAUUAUACAAGAAAUAUCUGGCAACUGCUCAACUGCCAUACAAGAAAUAUCUGGCAACUGCUCAACUGCCAUACAAGAAAUAUCUGGAAACUGCUCAACUGCCAUACAAAAAACAUUUGGCAACUGCUCUACAGUGCUACAAGAAAUAUCUGGCAACAGCUCUACAGUCCUACAAGAAAUAUCUUGAAACUGCUCAACUGCCAUACAAGAAAUAUAUGGAAACUGCUCAACUGCCAUACAAGAAAUAUCUGGAUACAAAAAAUAUCUGGAAACUGCUCAACUGCCAUACAAGAGCAAUUGCUAAGAAAUAUUUGGAAACUGCUCUACUGACAUACAAGAAAUAUCUGGCAACUGCUCUACUGUCAUACAAGAAAUAUCUGGAAACUGCUCAGCUGCCAUACAAGAAAUAUCUGGCAACUGCUUUACAGUCCUACAAGAAAUAUCUGGCAGCUGCUCUACUGUCAUACAAGAAAUAUCUGGAAACUGCUCAAUUGCCAUACAAGAAAUAUCUGGCAACUGCUCUACAGUCAUACAAGAAAUAUCUGGCAACUGCUCAACUGCCAUACAAGAAAUAUUUGGCAACUGCUCAACUGCCAUACAAGAAAUAUCUGAAAACUGCUCAACUGCCAUACGAGAAAUAUUUGGCAACUGCUCAACUGCCAUACAAGAAAUAUCUGAAAACUGCUCAACUGCCAUACAAGAAAUAUUUGGCAACUGCUCUACAGUCCUACAAGAAAUAUCUGGCAACUGCUCUACAGUCCUACAAGGAAUAUCUGGAAACUGCUCAACUGCCAUACAAGAAAUAUCUGGAAACUGCUCAACUGCCAUACAAGAGCAAUUGCUGUACUGUCAUACAAGAAAUAGCACCAUACAAGAAAUAUCUGGAAACUGCUCAACUGCCAUACAAGAAAUAUUUGGCAACUGCUCUACAGUCCUACAAGAAAUAUCUGGCAACUGCUCUACAGUCCUACAAGAAAUAUCUGGAAACUGCUCGACUACCAUACAAGAAAUAUCUGGCAACUGCUCAACUGCCAUAUAAGAAAUAUCUGGAAACUGCUCAACUGCCAAACAAGAAAUAUUUGGCAACUGCUCUUCAGUCCUACAAGAAAUAUCUGGCAACUGCUCUACAGUCCUACAGGAAAUAUCUGGAAACUGCUCAACUGCCAAACAAGAAAUAUCUGGAAACUGCUCAACUGCCAUACACGAGCAAUUGCUGUACUGUCAUACAAGAAAUAUCUGGAAACUGCUCAACUGCCAUACAAGAGCAAUUGCUGUACUGCCAUACAAGAAAUAUCUGGAAACUGCUCUACUGUCAAAGAGGUAUCUGGUAA
This is a messenger RNA of Mercenaria mercenaria, 1821 nucleotides long. RefSeq lists its product as uncharacterized. The transcript has 4 exons. The coding region runs from base 1 to 1821 and encodes 606 amino acids. The record is from RefSeq and is a predicted model, not a curated record. NCBI's taxonomy places the organism in Eukaryota, Metazoa, Mollusca, Bivalvia, Venerida, Veneridae.